AUGGCCGCGGUCGCAGUCACCCUUCCCACGGUCGCGUCCUUCGCUACAGCUUCCGCUGGGAAGAAGGCGGUCCCUUGCAAGGCCGCUCAUGUGGCCGCUCUGCCCGUCUUCCGCUCUACAAGGAGCACUGUACAAAGGCGUGGCGCCGCUCUUAGAGUGACGUGCAGCAGCACCAAGCCGGAGGCGGAGGUGGCUGAGAGGGUGGAGAAUGCGGGCGAGCAGGAGGCGUUCCUGGCGUCAGGCUUCUUGGAAAAGGCGACGCUCAUGUCGGCUGCUGCCAUGACGCCGCUCCUGCUCAACGUGCAGGACGCGAUGGCCGCCGGCGGCGAGUUCGGCCUGCUGGAGGGCCGGACGGCGGCGCUGGUGCACCCGUUCGUGAUGGGCGGGCUGUUCUUCACGACGCUGUACGCCUUCUACCUGGGCCGCCAGUGGAAGCAGGUCCGCGUCGUCGGCGAGAAGAUCCAGGACCUCAAGAAGCAGCUCCCCGCUGGCGAGGACGCUGCAGCGGCGUCGCCGGUGUCCGGCGAGAUCGCCACGCUCACCGCGCAACGCGCGGAGCUGGUGAAGGGCAACUACCGCGAGAAGCACUUCAACGUGGGGUCGUUGCUGCUGGGCUUCGGCGUGCUCAUCGCCGUGGAGGGCUGCGUCAACACCUGGUUCCGCACCGGCAAGCUCUUCCCCGGCCCCCACCUCUGGGCCGGCGCCACCAUCACGGUGCUGUGGGCACUGGCUGCGUCGCUGGUGCCGGCGAUGCAGAAGGGCAACCCAGUGGCGCGCAAGGCGCACGUGGCGCUCAACAUGCUCAACCUCGCGCUCUUCGCGUGGCAGAUCCCCACUGGCCUUGAGAUUGUCGGCAAGGUCUUCGAGUUCACCUCGUGGCCUUGA
Closterium sp. NIES-65 is the source of this 885-nucleotide messenger RNA. The record is from the annotation of a GenBank genome assembly. Lineage: Eukaryota; Viridiplantae; Streptophyta; Zygnematophyceae; Desmidiales; Closteriaceae.